AUGGCGGCGGGGCGCGCGCCGUGGCUCGCCGGCGGCCUUGUGGCUGUGGCGGUGCAGCUGCUGAUCGUGGCCGUGCGCGGGCGGUUCGUGGUGGAGAAGAGCAGCGUGCGGGUGCUCGCGCCGGAGCACAUCCGUGGCCACCACGACGCGGCCAUCGGCAACUUCGGCGUGCCCGAUUACGGCGGCACGCUCACCGGCGUCGUCAUCUACCCGGACAAGAAGGCCACGGGGUGCGACGAGUUCGACGCCAAGUUCAAGGCCAAGUCCCGCCGCCCGGUCAUCCUCCUGCUUGACCGUGGAGACUGCUACUUCGCGCUCAAGGCGUGGAACGCGCAGCGCGCGGGCGCGGCGGCGGUGCUGAUCGCGGACAGCGUGGACGAGCAGCUGCUGACGAUGGACAGCCCCGAGGCGUCGGCGGGCACGGAGUACGUCGACAAGAUCAACAUCCCGUCGGCGCUGGUGAACCGCGCGUUCGGCGAGUCCCUGAAGAAGAUGGCGCAGAAGGUGGCCUCCGGCGACGACGGCGCGGGCGAGGAGGUGAUCGUGAAGCUGGACUGGCGGGAGUCGAUGCCGCACCCGGACGAGCGCGUGGAGUACGAGCUGUGGACCAACAGCAACGACGAGUGCGGCCCCCGGUGCGACGAGCAGAUGGCGUUCGUGCGCGGGUUCCGCGGCCACGCGCAGCUCCUGGAGCGCGGCGGCUACGCGCGCUUCACGCCGCACUACAUCACCUGGUACUGCCCCGAGGCGUUCCGGCUGACGCAGCAGUGCCGGUCGCAGUGCAUCAACCACGGCAGGUACUGCGCGCCGGACCCGGAGGGGGACUUCGGCGCGGGCUACGAGGGGAAGGACGUGGUGGUGGAGAACCUAAGGCAGCUCUGCGUGCACCGCGUCGCCAACGACACCGGCCGACCCUGGGCGUGGUGGGACUACGUCAUGGACUACAAGAUCCGCUGCUCCAUGAAGGAGAAGAAGUACACCAAGACCUGCGCCGAGGACGUCGUCACCGCGCUCGGUUUGGAUCUCAAGAAGGUGCUGGAGUGCAUGGGCGACCCCGAGGCCGACGCCGACAACGCCGUCCUGUCCAAGGAGCAGGAAGACCAGAUCGGUAGCGGGUCGCGAGGCGAUGUCACCAUUUUGCCGACCCUGGUCAUCAACAACGUUCAGUACAGAGGGAAACUGGAGCGGACGGCAGUGCUCAAGGCCGUGUGCGCCGGCUUCAAGGAGGGGACGGAGCCCCGCGUCUGCCUCAGCCAUGACAUCGAGACGAACGAGUGCCUGCACAGGAACGGCGGGUGCUGGCGCGACGAGGCCACCAACGUGACCGCCUGCCAGGACACGUACCGGGGCCGGGUGUGCGAGUGCCCCGUGGUGAACGGCGUCCGCUACGAGGGCGACGGCUACACUCACUGCAAACCUAUUGGGCCGGGCAGGUGCGCUCUGAACAACGGCGGGUGCUGGUCGGAGACGAGAGGGCAACAGACUUUCUCCGCCUGCACGGAGACCGCGCUGACCGGGUGCCGGUGCCCGUCGGGGUUCCACGGCGAUGGCCACAAAUGUGAAGACCUGGACGAGUGCAGGGAGAAGCUGGCGUGCACAUGCCCGGACUGCCAGUGCAAGAACACGUGGGGCAACUACGAGUGCAAGUGCAAGGGCAACCAGCUCUACAUCCGCGGCGAGGACGUCUGCAUAGCUAACAACAUGUCGAAGCUCGGCUGGUUCAUUACCAUCGCGGCCGUGGCGUGCGUAGUAGGCAUUGGGGUCGCCGGCUACGCUUUCUACAAGUACAGGCUCAGGUCGUACAUGGACUCGGAGAUCAUGUCCAUCAUGUCCCAGUACAUGCCGCUGGACAGCCAGAACAACGAGAACCAGCCUCUACGGCAGCACGACUCGGAAGCUCUGAGGUAA
Molecule: messenger RNA, 1908 nt
Organism: Miscanthus lutarioriparius
Lineage: Eukaryota; Viridiplantae; Streptophyta; Magnoliopsida; Poales; Poaceae
Source: the annotation of a GenBank genome assembly